Coccomyxa subellipsoidea C-169 is the source of this 1257-nucleotide messenger RNA. RefSeq lists its product as hypothetical. NCBI's taxonomy places the organism in Eukaryota, Viridiplantae, Chlorophyta, Trebouxiophyceae, Coccomyxaceae. The record is from RefSeq and is a predicted model, not a curated record. The transcript is spliced from 9 exons. Bases 1 to 1257 code for a protein of 418 amino acids.
AUGGAGCAAGGACGGUCACAGAACUUCAGGAAGUCAGACCCAAGCGCAUGGCAGUUCUCCAACGAGCACUUCAUUAGGGGGCGUGCCGACCUGCUGCACUUGAUCAAACGCAAAAACAAGGCAUCAGCCUCCAACCACGACAACAACAUCGUGCCGGGAAACGCUGCAAUCGAGGUGGGGUCCUUUGGAGGGGUCAUGGAUGAGGUGGAGGCACUCAAGCGCGACAAGACUGUGCUCAUGCUGGAGCUUGUCCGCCUGAGGCAGCAGCAGCAGGCAUCAGAUGCGGAGAUCCGGACGAUGCAGGCAAAGGUGGAGAAGACAGAGCAGGGGCAGCAGAAGAUCAUGAGCUUCCUGCAGCAGGCAGUCAGCAACCCGGCCUUCCUGCACCAGCUGCUCAACGCCCACCAGUCCAACAACCGCAUGUCAGAGGAAGGGCGCAAGAGGCGGCGGGCAGUGCGGCCUGGGGAGAGGGCUGACAACACCAAGGCGCUGAUCAGCUACCAGCCGCAGGAGGAGGACUUCAGCUCUCCCUUCUUGCACCUGCUGCAGCGAGAGGGCCACCACAACCUCCAACGCUCCGCCAACCCCCUGCUCCCCGCCAAUGGCGUUGAGAUGGAGAUAGAGGGGCUGAGCGACGACGAUGUCAAUAAUGCUGACGUGUCGGGGCUGAAUUUUGACCACCUGAAUCUGACCUCUCACCAGCCAGUGCGCUCUGCGGUGACCAUAAACGAGCACCUGCCCCAGGAGCUGCCCACCCUCGAUGACAUUCUGCAGCCCAUGCACAUACCCCAGUCCUCAGGGUAUCAGGCGCCCUCCUUCCCAUCCAAUGACAUUGGCGCCUCCGGCCCGUUUGCGCCGUCCAACGCGAGCGCGACCGACUUUGGCAUGCCCGAGAUUCUGCCCAACGUGCCGCUGCCCACUGCAGACCUGCUCAACUCCCUGGGCACCGCCGGCGACGGCAUGCCGGUGAUCCCAGAGAGCUCCCCGUUUGCGGCGACGAGCGCGCAGGCAGACGGAGGCGGCGCAGCGCAGAUGCUGGACCUGCCGGCGACGGACUACCUGCUGGGGGAUGUGCCCGAGGGCAGCCAGGAAUUUUGGCAGAUGCUCAACAGCUCCAACUCCCUCACCGCGGAGCUGCCGCCCUGGUCGCAGGAGAAUGGGGCCUCCAGCGAGGGGCUGCCCUUCCUCAACAACGGGUUCAAGGAUGACGUGCAGCUUCAAGACUCCAUGCAGCAGGCUCCUGUGAGAGCUCUCUGA